This is a messenger RNA of Daldinia childiae, 999 nucleotides long. RefSeq names its product Very-long-chain 3-oxoacyl-CoA reductase. Gene Ontology annotation, biological process: fatty acid elongation. The transcript is spliced from 2 exons. Gene Ontology annotation, cellular component: endoplasmic reticulum. The record is from RefSeq and is a predicted model, not a curated record. Gene Ontology annotation, molecular function: ketoreductase activity. NCBI's taxonomy places the organism in Eukaryota, Fungi, Ascomycota, Sordariomycetes, Xylariales, Hypoxylaceae. The coding region runs from base 1 to 999 and encodes 332 amino acids.
AUGGACUUUAUCAGCGAUGGUCUCGCUUCUAUUCCGCAGAGCGUGCUGUUGACCUUUGCGGGACUGGGAGCUCUCUUUACAACAUUCAAAGCGUUGAGCUUUCUCCGUUUACUCUUAAGCACAUUCGUCCUUAGUGGGACUAACCUUAAGAAAUAUGGAAAGAAGGGUAGCUGGGCUGUUGUGACGGGUGCAUCUGAUGGCUUAGGAAAAGAAUUUGCUGCUCAACUCGCUGCCAAGGGCUUCAACCUCGUCCUAGUGUCCCGUACCUUAUCCAAGUUAGAAGCACUGUCACAAGAGCUGGAAACCAAGUAUGCGGGAGUACAGACGAAGGUACUCGGCAUGGACUUCUCCGCUGACGACGAGGCCGACUAUGCUCGUCUCGCUAACCUGAUCACUGGUCUCGACAUAGGCAUUCUUAUCAACAAUGUCGGCCAGAGUCACCACACCGCUGUUCCUUUCCUGCUCACCGAACCGAAGGAGCUUCAAGAUAUCGUCACUAUCAACUGCCUAGGCACUCUCAAGGUUACGCAGCUCGUCGCUCCGGUAAUGCAGGCCCGUAAGAGUGGCUUGAUUCUCACAAUGGGUAGCUUCGGCGGAUGGAUCCCAACCCCUUAUUUGGCCACCUACUCGGGUAGCAAGGCAUUCCUACAGCAUUGGUCCUCUGCUCUCGCGGCCGAACUCAAGCCGAGCAACGUCGACGUCCAACUUUGCCUCAGCUACCUUGUCACGACAGCGAUGAGCAAGGUACGACGGGCUAGCGCACUUAUUCCUAGCCAGAAACAAUUUGUGCGAGCUGCUCUAGGCAAGGUGGGACUAGGUGGUUGGCAAAGCGUGGCAUAUACUUACACACCGCAUUGGAGCCAUGCGCUUAUGGCCUGGGCCAUCGAGAACACCCUUGGCGUUGGUCACUGGCUUUGCAUCUGGGUCAACUUGAAAAUGGAAAUGGAUAUCCGGGACCGCUAUCUGAAGAAAGCAGCCCGAAACGCCAAAAAGGAAUGA